CGCUACUGAGCUCCCGUGGGGCUCUAAGGUUGGGGGGUCGGUUACGGGGCCCUGACUGGGAAGGGACGGUCUCUUGGACUUGUCCUUACGACCCUGGCUUUUAUUCGUUGAGGUUUCUUUUCUGCUAAGAGUUUAGUGCCGUUAUUAAAUCUCUUUCGGCUUGCCUGGAUGGUGGCUGGGUAACUGUUUCCAUUUGUCCGGAAGUGACAUUACUUAAAGGAAAAUGGGUUAAAAAAUUUUCUCAUAGCAAAAUUUUAUGGGGUACACGGUCAGUGAGGCAGUCGGUACUGGCGCCUGACUUCCAUCUUAAAGGUGGGUCUCCUGGAGAAAAAACGCGUUCUUUCUCUAAAUAGUUAAUGCACCUACUCAUUUGUAGUAGAACGGGGACCCUUAGUGGCAGGAGGGUGAACUGACUCUCCCGGAAGUAGUGGACAGCGGCUGUGCGGGUUCUUUCCUCCCCAGAUCGUAGGCAGUUUUGCUUGCGUGGAGGUCGUCGGGGAUACUGAAUUUACGCUCCCAGAACGUUUCUCAGUUCCUCGUAGUACCUCUUUGUUUUCGUGCUUAGUCUCCCCUAAACAAGUUUCCGUUCUUUCAUGAGAAAGGUAAAAAUAAAUCCUGCCCAAGGUGCUCCAACUCUAUAAUCCUGAUCCUGUGACCCCCAGAGGAGUGUUGACUGACCAAGAGGUCUUCUACUGAGUAUCUCUUUACAGUCUUAACAUGGAUUUCAACUCAGCAUUUUUGUGAACAGAUAUUGCCUUUCAAAAGACAUUUCUAGUACCCUGGCAAGAAACAAGACACAGGUAUCAACAACUAUGCAUUUCUUUGCUGAGCCUCUUUUAGAGUUUAAACACAAGGUCUGAUACCUUGCCUCAGAAGCUGUUGCCUUUAGGAGAAGCCUGAGAGUUAAGAGGAUUGGAAGAAGUGCAGAGGACUACACUGAUCUCAUCUUGAAUUUUGCUCUACUUGAAAUUAGCAUUUGCUUGGGUUGGGGAAUGUAUCUGAGAGGGUCUCGUCCCUCCCAGAUCCUGAUAGAAGUUUCUUUUCCACAGUCUCCUUCUUUAUCAAGGAAGAAAAAUGGGAUCUGUUGCAGUUGAUCCACAACCGAGUGUGGUGACUAGGGUGGCCAACCUACCUUUGGUGAGCUCCACUUACGACCUGGUGUUCUCAGCUUACAUCAGUACAAAGGAUCAGUAUCCCUACUUGAAGUCUGUGUGUGAGAUCGCAGAGCAGGGCGUGAAGACCAUCACCUCCAUGGCUGUGAUGAGUGCUCUGCCCAUCAUCCAGAAGUUAGAGCCUCAAAUUGCAGUUGCUAAUACCUAUGCCUGUAAACAGCUAGACAAGAUUGAGGAGAAACUGCCUAUUCUGAAUCAGCCGACACACCAGGUUGUUGCCAAUGCCAAAGGUGCUGUGAAUGGGGCAAAAGAUGCUGUAACAACUACUGUGACUGGGGCAAAAGAUGCUGUAACAACUACUGUGACUGGUGCCAAGGAUUCUGUGGCCAGCACAAUCACCAGAGUGGUGGACAAGACCAAAGGAGCGGUGACUGGCAGUGUGGAGAGGACCAAGUCUGUGGUCAACGGCAGCAUUAACACAGUCUUGGGAAGUCGGAUGAUACAGCUGGUGAACAGUGGAGUAGAAAACGCACUCACCAAAUCAGAGCUGCUGGUAGACCAGUAUCUCCCUCUCACCCAGGAAGAACUAGAAAAAGAGGCGAAAAAGGUCGAAGGAUUUGACAUGGUUCAGAAGCCAAGUUACUAUGUUAGACUGGGAUCUCUGUCUACCAAGCUCCGUUCACGUGCCUACCAGCAGGCUCUCAGCAGGGUUACAGAAGCUAAGCAAAAAAGCCAAGAGACCAUUUCUCAACUCCAUGCCAUUGUUAACCUGAUUGAAUUUGCCAGGAAGAAUGUGCAUGGUGCCAACCAGAAAAUUCAUAAUGCUCAGGAUAAGCUCUACCUCUCAUGGGUGGAGUGGAAGAGAAGCAUCGGCCAUGACGACACUGAUGAAUCCCACUGUGCUGAGCACAUUGAGUCGCGCACCCUUGCUAUUGCCCGCAACCUGACUCAGCAGCUCCAGACCACCUGCCACACCCUGCUGUCCAACAUCCAAGGUUUACCUCAGAACAUUCAAGAUGAAGCCAACAACUUGGGGGUCAUGGCAGCUGACAUCUAUUCAGUGUUCCGCAAUGCUGCCUCCUUUAAGGAAGUGUCCGAUGGCCUUCUCACUUCUAGCAAGGGGCAGCUGCAGAAAAUGAAGGCGUCUUUAGAUGAUGUUAUGAGUUAUCUUGUUAACAACACGCCACUCAACUGGCUGGUAGGUCCCUUUUAUCCUUAGCUGUCUGAGUCUCAGAAUGCCCAGGCCCAAGGUGCAGGGCCGGACAAGACCUGGCAGGAGUCCUAGCAACCUGAACAUAAAUCCCAUUAAACCUUGUCCCUGUCAUCAGUGCAUGGUCCAGCCAGCCAGAUGACAGCUUCUGUUAUGUUGAAAUUAAUGUGCUAGACAAAUCGAAUUGGGAAAGCAGGUAGCUAGAAAAAGGGUCCUCAGUUAUAGUUACUUCCAGCAGGAUAAAGAGCUAUAAAGUUUCUGGCAUUAGCAGAUAUGUUGUCUUGUUUACCUGGCUGGUAAUAAAAGAAUGAGAAACUUGUCAAAACCUAGCCAGAACUCACUAAAAGUUCAAGUGAACUUGUGGUCUCCUUCUGUGGCCAUUGUGUUGUCACUGUUACUGUAUGUUUAUACUAAAUAAAAACUCCUUCAUGUAGACUCUGGUAUGAAUUGAUGUCUGCUCUGGUUUUGUCUGAGCAGGCCUCAUCACUGGUUUCCCUUGUGAUGCAUGCUUGUACUACUUGGCUUUAAUUUCUUAUUUCUCAUAAAGAAAUUUCACCUUUGAAUUAAUAAAAUUCACUGAAGAAUCGAUCAGUUUUAUGCUGUUUGUUCCGUGUGCUUUGUGUGCUGCUUUCAUAGAGCUGCUUGUCCUGCGUGACAGAGUUAUUAAUAUACAUACACAAAUUCCAUUUGAUCUGUUGAUAAAUUUGGCAGGGUGAUAACAUUGGAAAACUGUUGUUAAAAAUGAAAUGUUUGAUAACAGGUCUUAAGUUAAAAGCUGAUGUGCAUAUUAGAAUUUUACUGGGUGAUGGUUGUUCCCAUUAUUUGCCAAUUUACUGGACCCCUGAGAGUAGGCUCUUAAGUCAGUAGAAGGAUCUACUCAUAGUUGACAGCCUUGCUGAAAGGGAAUCAAAGCUGAAAGGAAAUGAGUAUUUUCAUCAGUCUCACAUAAAGGCAGUAAGCAUUUUUUGCCAAAGGGCAAGUUAAAGUAUGAGCCCUAUAGUGAGAUCAUUCAGGUCUGUUUUCAGCUGAAUUUAACUUACGGUGUUGUCAUUUUGGAAGAAAUUCACUAUCUUGAAAUGUUCGUGAGAUAGCAUUUAGAAGACCAUGGGCAAAUAAAUAAUAAGAAGUAAAAGGAUUCUGGGACCCCUACAGAAAAGAGUCCUUGCCUCCUACCUAAGGUUCUAGUCCAGACUUCUGGCCCCGUCAGUGUUGGUCAAUUAUUUAGGAAAUAUGAUGAAUCUCCUUAUAACUGAGGUGCAGCAUAUCAAACUAUUUCAAAAAAGCAAAUCUUAGAACUUGUGAAAUAGGGCUACACAUGCUUCUGCCUGACUUUGCCUGCUAAAAAGGUAAAAAGGGCUGCCCUUCAGCAGAACUGAAGUCUAAGUCAAAUUUGUCUCCUCUUUUCUGCCCUGGCUCCCCUCUUACCUCCCAUGGAAACGAAGUGGCACAUUUUACAUGCACCUUUGGUGUGAAUGAGUCCAUCAAAGCUUUUUAUCAAGUUACAGAACUAAACUUUUCCCCCUCAAGGUAAUUUCCGGAACCAUUAGGCAGGUGAGUUGAGUUGGAGGGCAGGAGAUCACUGAAAUACUUGGAGACCACUCUUUAAUUUAUUUUGCAGCCAGGAAGCUUCCAGUUCUUGGGAAGGGUGGACUUUUGUGAUUUAUGGGCUUCCAGGAUAGAGCCUGUCCACUUGCCUACCUCUUUCCCUAGAGCCUGUGACACUUUAAAAAACAAAAGUUUCUUAGUCCAAAUCUGGCAUGCCUCUACCCCUUUGCCUCAAAACUCCAAGGCUGUUACUUUGUGGUUUAUUUUAACUAGUUGGAAAAAUCAUAUGCUAUGGCUAUACGCAUGCUUUUUUAUCCUGGACAUACACCUUUAUAUUUCCCUGUUACAAGAGUUUAAAUGACAACUGAAUUCUUGUGAAAAGGAUACAGGUCUGAAAGGUGUUGAUGAACAAGGACAAGGUACGAUGCAGAUCACUCUUGACUUCCAGAUGAGCAGUACCAGCCUUUGCUUUUUGCCAUGAGCUGUGCACAUUGGUUUCGUCUGUCUUUAUGUCUCAAGUUUGUGUCUACAUUCGCUACACUCAACUGUUAACUUGUCUCAAUUUGUGUUGUCCUUGUAACUUGCAGCUUUACUGUUGCAUAGCUCAGCAGUUUUAGUUUAACAGACUUUUUCUCAAGGAGGACAAUUCUUUUGAGGGAAAAAGCUGACUAAACCGAGUGCAGUAUCUAACCAUGACAGAGUCUUAAAUAUUUGGCUGAAUGAACCCUGGCACAGUACUCAUAGCAUGAAUAAGAUCACAUUGUUUUUCAGUGAGCCUUCUCCUGCCUGUUCUGCCAAUGCCAGUGAUUAUCAAUGGGGGAGAUCGGUUAUCAACUCAGGUCUUCUAAGAGUUCAAGGAUAUUUUUGUCCUUUACGUGUAUAGUGUGUAAUAUGAACUUCCUGGUUAGUCCUGGGAGAAAAAUCAAAGGAACAUAGUGUAAUAGCCAUUAAUUUCUGAGCCUUAGUUUUCUCAUCUGUAGAGUAAGAUUAAUGAUGCCUGAACAGAUGGAAGUGAAGUGGUUGAGGAUGAGGUGCUUUUCUAAUUUGCAUAAAGCUAGGGUAUGGACUAGCAGUGGUCCUGUAGGAUGCAGCCUGCCCUUCCAGGGCCAAGUGGAAGGUGGGGCCACUAGAGGCCGGGAAGCACCACCUGUGGGACAGUGACAAGUAGUAUCUUUAACUGGCCAGUUAAGCUUUCCAGUUAGGUGUGAGUACAUAAUAAUAGAUCAUGAUUAGGAAAAUACAUCUACUUUGAAAAAAAUAGAUAUUGAAGAUCUAAUGAAGUAAAAAGGAAAAAACUAAAAUUUGGUUUCCCUGAGAUUACCAUUUUUAGAGUAUUACUUAGCUCACAGGUAGAGGGGAGGGGAAGAAGGAAGAAGGAGCAACAUACUUGUACACAAAUCUUUAAGAAAUUGAGUCUAAACAAUGCCUGGGAGAGCAGGUUUGGGGGGGAUGGAAAGGAAGCCCUGUCAUCAGUGCCCUUUGUGGCACUGGGAGUAGCCCAGCUGGACCUCGGUUCUGAUCCAGCUCCCUAAUAUGCAUAGAUGAUGCAGAUUAGGGAGAAAUGAAAUCUAGUAUAAUGAAAGGCUUUGAAUCUCAUAGAAGAGGGUAGUCUUGAUGUAGAAAGAUCUUCUAGGUCUUUUGGCUUAUUACUGAUUUCAUGAAAAUGCUGUUUGAGAGAGCCAUGUAAAAGAUGUUAGAGCCAUAUUAUAAUACCUACAUUUUGGGCUAACAUUGAAAAAUCUGCUUGGUACAUUCACUGGGUAGUCAAUGUGCAUACGUAGGUUCUUACAUUAUUGUAGAUACGUAGCUGCAUUAACAAAAUGGUUCAAUUCAAUAUUUGAGUUUCUAAUAAGACAUAAACUCUUCCUUGAAGGAAAUGUAAAAUGAUCUAAAAAAACUCAUAGUUUUAGGGGAAGAUUGUCAAUGAAUAUUUGAAUAAUAUUCUGGAAUAGAACGCUGUUUGUCCCUUACCCUUAAUGGCCCUGGGCUGCUAAUUUUCCAAUUCUCUGCCUUUAUUACAAAAUUAACAUGCAAAAUAUGGCACUUCAACAUAAGGCAGUAUAGGAAUGGCAGGACAACAAUUUGGGUUUUAAGUUGUAUUGACGAAAGCAAAAGAGAAUGCUGACUUAGAUGAUAUUUCCUGUAACGGGAAGAUAAAAUGUCUAAAGACUUCAGAACUUAAGGAAAUGAGGAAGGUGGUAGACAUCGUUAACCAACAUUUUACAAAAGUAAUGAAUAGAUUAAAUGGACUUUUGUGUAAAUAUCAUUGAGGAAGAAAUAUUUUCCAUUUAAAUUAUAAUUUAGCAUUAAUAAGAGCAGAUGUUGACUAGUAUGAAUCAAGUACUUUUCCUUUUUCAUUGUCUGUAUUACACAGGAAAGAGUGGUGGUGUUAACCCAAAGGUCCGUGGUUUGAACCAACCUGCCGCUUCGCUGGAGAAAGAUGUGGCAAUCUGCUUCCAUAAAGAGUUACAGUCUUGGAAACCCUAUGGGGCCUUUCUGCCCUGUCUAUAGGGUCACUAUGAGUUGGAAUUGACUUGAUGGCAGUGGGUUUGGUUUCGGUUGUACUACAUAGGCUAGAGCACGGGAAAACUUUGCUAAGGAGGUAGUGAAUACAUCUAUCCGACCAAGUCCCCUGUGUAAAAUGGCUCAAGUGAUCUCUCUGCACGGAUAAAUCACACUGUCUUUCAGUGAGCCUUCCCCUGCCCGCUCUGCUCUGCGUAUGCUGGUGAUUAUCAACUUGGGAGACUGAUAAAAUGCAGAUUCCUAAGUCCCUCCCCUUCAGAGUCUAGUUAGUCGUCUAGAGGUAGGAUCAUGCAUCCACAGUUUUUAAAAAGCACCUCUUAAAAAAAAAAAAAAAA
Messenger RNA from Trichechus manatus latirostris (Florida manatee), 6725 nucleotides. RefSeq names its product perilipin 2 (gene PLIN2). Gene Ontology annotation, cellular component: cytosol; lipid droplet. NCBI's taxonomy places the organism in Eukaryota, Metazoa, Chordata, Mammalia, Sirenia, Trichechidae. Gene Ontology annotation, biological process: positive regulation of triglyceride storage; lipid storage. Bases 1075 to 2331 code for a protein of 418 amino acids. The transcript is spliced from 7 exons. The record is from RefSeq and is a predicted model, not a curated record.